UCUAAAUGAAUCUGAACUGUCUGAGCUUGUUACCACAGAAACAAACUUGAAGCGUUAAGGCAGCGAUGAGUCAGGGUUGUUUUCGCCUGAUCGUCGGGACACACCUUAAUCCCCUGCAGACCUGCAGCCUUGUCGAGAUGGCAGCCUGAAGUGUGUGUCUCCGCCGUUCAAAUCCGCACAUUAACAACCUGAAUGAACUUGUUCGCCGAUCUCCUUUCUGGCUCUUCUUAGGCCGUGUUCUCCAGCCGUCGGACUGCCGCAUCCUCUCCCUGCUCAGCGCUGCAUGGCAACGGGAGGAGGAGGCUGCGCGGGAUAAGGGAGGGUACCGCGGCCCCACGUGUCCUCCUCGCCGCAGACCCUUCGCAGUUCUGCUCGGUUUCCCAUCCCUCCGUUUCCGCAUACCGCACACACACAUAUACAACUCCAGCCAUACACCCUGCGCCUACUACGCAUCGGCGCAGCGCUGCGGAGCGAUGCAUCCGCGAUGCGCGCUCUCUUGUUCCUCGCCGAUCCCAUCGCCGAUCAGUCUGUAGGCCCGGAUCGAUUCAUUUUUCAUCUUUCUCAUAUGCAAAUCCGGACUCUCCGUGGCAGUGCUGACCGGAGCUGAGAGGGCGAGAGGUAGAGAGGGGGGAGAGAUGAGAGGACGCGCAUCAUCAGAUGUUUAGCAGAUUAACUUUGGAUCCUCGCCAUCAUCUCUGCUGUGCGUUUUUUGAUCUUUUUCCUCCUCUCCACCUGCCGGGCUUCUUGACAUUUGGCGGGGGUUCUCCAUGCGGUAAUCGGAGGGAAUAUGUGAAAAUCAUGCUGGCGGUGUGGUGCUUCAUGGUCUUUGGUGCAGUGGGCGAGAGGCUUGCGGUGUCAGGUGCAGACGGAGGACUGUGGGACUGGUUUGCCCCCUCAGGGCAGCUGGAUAAUGGGGAAACUGAGAUCACCUAUCCAAAGCGACUGGUGCAGCAGAUCAAGUCGGAGGAGGAAAUGGCUCAUGACUUCUUGGAUACCAGGGUGAAGAACAGCAGUGGGGACAGCUCGCCCGUCCACCUGGCUCUGAGCUGCUUUCAAGUCGAAGCCUUCGGACGCACCUUCACUCUUGACCUGGAACUAAACCAUCACCUGCUGUCUUCAGAUUAUGUGGAGAGGCACUUUAACUACAAUGGCAAACCACUUCAGUCUGUGGGAGGAGAGCACUGCUACUACCAAGGAAGACUAAGAGGUUUACCAGAGUCCUGGGCAGCUGUCUCCACUUGUCACGGCCUCUGUGGGAUGUUCUCUGACGGUUUCUACUCUUAUGGAAUUGAGCCUAUUCACAAUGCGAGCCGGAAGGUAGAAGGAGCUCACUUAAUUCGCAGGAUGCCCGAUAUCAGACUUUCCCAGCACUGCCCAGAGUGUACAGAGGACAGUGAGCAGGACAGCAGUGAAAGUGUUGAAGACGACGGUAGACCAGAGCAAACGGAGGACCGGCAAGUGACCGCGGGGCUGAGAAGAUCCAAGAGGUUCGUCCGCAGGCCCUCUGUUCAGACUGAGACCAAAUACAUUGAGCUCAUGGUGGUAAACGACUACGAUCUGUUUGUGCAGCUGCGUCGCUCGAGCAGCCAAACCAAAAACUUUGCCAAAGCUGUAGUCAACACAGCAGACACGAUCUUUCAGGAGCAGCUGAACACCAGGAUUGUCUUGGUGGCCAUGGAGACCUGGACCUCGGAAAACCUGAUGCCGGUCGUGGAGGACCCGCUACUCACGCUGCAGAACUUCAUGAAGUACAGGAAGGACAGCGUCAGGGAGCAGAGCGACGUUGUCCAUCUUUUCUCAGGGCGUACAUUUCACAGUAGCCGCAGUGGGACGGCCUACACAGGAGGGGUGUGUUCUCCAACGAAAGGAGGAGGAAUUAACGAGUAUGGGAGUGUCGGGGCGAUGGCCAUCACUCUGUGUCAGAGUCUUGGCCAGAACAUCGGGAUGAGAUGGAACAACGCAAGAGCCUCGGCAGGUGACUGCAGAUGCCCAGAUGCCUGGGUGGGCUGCAUAAUGGAAGACACCGGAUUUUAUCUGCCCAGAAAGUUUUCUCGCUGUAGUGUUGACGAGUACAUCCAGUUCUUGCUCCAGGGCGGUGGGAGCUGCCUCUUCAACAAGCCGAAUAAGCUGUUGGACCCUCCAGAGUGUGGAAACGGCUUUGUGGAGCCAGGAGAAGAGUGUGACUGUGGAUCCCAGGUGGAGUGUGCCCGCAGCGGAGGAGCCUGUUGUAAAAAGUGUACUCUUACCCAUGAUGCCAUGUGCAGCAAUGGACUCUGCUGCAGUGGCUGUAAAUAUGAGCUGAGAGGUGUUGCGUGUCGAGAGGCCGUGAACGACUGUGAUAUUCCCGAAACCUGCACAGGAGACUCCAGCCAGUGCCCUCAUAACGUCCACAAGCUGGAUGGUUACAUGUGUGACAACAGCCAGGGACGCUGCUAUGGUGGACGCUGCAGGACUCGUGAUGGACAGUGCAAAGGACUCUGGGGCUAUAAUUCAGCAGACAGGUUCUGUUAUGAGAAGCUGAACGCUGAAGGGACAGAGAAGGGGAACUGCGGUCGGGGGGCUGAAGGGAAAGGCUGGCUGCAGUGCAACAAGCCGGAUGUAUUAUGUGGCUUCCUUUUCUGUGCAAACGUCACAACAAAGCCAAAAUUUGGCGAUCUGCAGGGUGAGGUGACCAGCUUUACGCUCUACCAUCAGAACAAGUACCUGGACUGCAGAGGCGGCCACGCCCUGCUGGAGGAUGGCUCUGACAUGGGCUACGUGGAGGACGGCACGCCCUGCGGUCCCAACAUGAUGUGUCUGGAGAGACGUUGCCUCCCCGUCGCGGCGUUUAACCUCAGCACCUGUACAGGAUCUAAACUUGGACACAUUUGCUCUGACCACGGGACCUGCAGCAAUGAGGUGAAGUGCAUCUGUGACUGGGACUACACAGGAAAGGACUGCAGCGUUUUUGAUCCCAUCCCUGAGCCCACCGUCCCGACAGGCCCGGAGAAAAAAGGAACAUUCGAAGAGGAAGAUCUGGAGGAGGAUAAGAUCACUGUCUGUCUCUCUGUAUGUGUCCUGUCCAUGCUCGUCUUCCUCCUCGCACCGUGUCGUUUCCACGAUAAAGAAGAGGGGAAUGAAAAAAAAAAAAUGAACACACAAGUCUUCCAUUUCAGCCCCAGGAUCUCUCCAAAUCUACGUAGAUGAUCACUUCCUCCAAACCCCCGUCUGCUCCUUCCAUUUGUCCUCCUUUGGGACCCCCACCACCCUGGGGCCCAUGGGGCUCCUCUCUCGCCAUACCAGCCAGAUCACACUCAUGUGGCUGCUGCCAGCUGAGGAUUGUGUCCAGGCUUCACCUAAAGCAAGGAUGUGGCUGUCCCUGUGGGAGACGCCAGGGGUCCUUAUCCAGUCUAGAGGCCCUUUGAAUGUGCUUUGGUGUCUUCUUCUCACAGCUCAGACAUUCUGGGGGAAAAAAGUACACGUCGAUGGUGGACCAAUUUGAUAAGAGACUCAGACCUGCCACUAUUUCAGUCCAAGAUUCAAAGCUGGACGAGUGCACAGACCGAACUAAUGUGACAGAAGAUGAAACGUUGGCUUUUUUUUUUCCUUCCAAAAAAAUGGACCUGAGGUUCAGUACCUCCAUAACUGGCCGUGACUUGGUGCACCUUUAACUGGACAGCUAUCAGAUCAACAUUUGGAGACGAGGAAACGACUCCAAAAGAAAUCCUACAAUUGUCUGUUUGCAUGUUUUCCAAACAGAGGCUAAGGAAAGACUAAUUGCCAAAAUAAGUCGUUUGCAGUGCCUUGCAAAAAUAUUCAUACCCCUGACAACCUCUUGUCACGUAACAAAAAGUUUGUAGAUUAAGUGAAGCUGAAUAGCUUUUCACUUUUUAAAAAAAACAAAUCUGAAGUUUGGUUUUCAUUUGUAUCCACUCCUCUUUUAUUCAGAUACCCUUAAAUAAAAUCCUAAGUCGCCUUCAGAAAUGAUCUAAUUAGUAAAUAGAGAAGCUGUUGAUGCCACAGCUAUUAAUCGUUAAUUUUACAAAUCUUGCUUUUAUGAACGAAGAAGCAACAGAAAAGUCAGCUUUGAGCAAAAAUAAAAACACAAGUCAGUUUUGUCGUUUGUAACAGGCCAAGGAGGUUUUCACCAAGAGAGAACAAAUGGGCAGAUUUCUUAUAGAGCUGAGCUGUGUAGAUUGAUUAUCUCUAUUAAUACCAUAUAAAUACCAUAUAAAUUUAAAAUGGUAUGCGUGUCAGAAAACCAACACUGCAUGUGAACCUGAACACACAAUGCCCCUGUUGAAAGAUGGUAGUAUCAUGAUUUGGGGCAUGCUUUUCAACAAGGAAGCUGGUCAGAGUAAAAGAGAAAGAUUGAUGGAGCUAAAGACGGAGCAAACCUGGAAUAAAAUCUGUUAAGAUACUGAAAAACUCUUCAGAUUGGGGUGAAGGUUCACCUUCAGCAGCACAACAACCUUAAAGGCCCAUGCCUAAAUCUAAAACUGUGGUAAGACUUAACUUUCUUUUCAAAAACAUUAUGUCUGAAAUUUCACUGUGCAAUUUUGCAAAGAAUAAUGGGACAUUAUGUUCUCUAGAUGUGCAAAGCUAGUAAAGAGAUAACCCAUAAGAUUUCCUCCUGUAAUAACUUUAACAAGAGGCAACUCUCCAUGUUUUUACCUAAAGGUAUUAAUACUUUCGCAAGGCACUGUAUCAAUAAUUCUCAGCUUAUGAGCAUCUUAUGCUCCACUAACUUCCUCCAUGAGUUUUCAGGUAAAACGAGAAGCUACGUUGUUAUGGUUUUGGGAUCAUUUUUUAAAAGAAACCACUGAACUACGAAGCAGCAGAGACCGUAACUUAGUGUUUUAAAUGUCAGAACGACCAACGUACAUUCCACUCUACCUGUCCGUGUGCCCUCACCUCUUCCAAAGUGUGUAGAAGGUUUACUCUGUAUGUCUGCGAUUGUGUGAGUGUAAGAUAUUUUUAAAGGAAGCCAGAAUGUACAGUAUUUGUGUUUACAUUUAACGUAGGGGGGCAGUCGCGUCCACGCACACGUGUAGACUCCUCUUAGGUAGGCAGGUUUUACCUCUCAUCUCUUUCUACGACCUGUUGGCGGCCGCAGCCAGGCGGCGCGUUGUUGCCAGUUUUUAAGUCUUGCAUCGACAGGAAACGAGCACCUGCCCACUGUACGCACACCCAUUUGUAAAUAUGUGCAAAUUAUACUGAAUGUUAAAUGCAACCCAUGAAAGCUGUGUUAAAACAUUUAGUUUUGUUUCCACUAAUGAAUAGCCUCUGAUCUCUCGUCACAGCCUGCAUUUGCAAAGCCCUCUAAAACACAACUUCCUUUCAUGUGUCUCUACAUGUGGCUUAACAGCCCUGUCUUUCACUAAAUCUUUUGUACGUUUGUUGAUAGCCACCAAGCCUCUGAGAAAAAGCCCCCCCGACCCACCUACCACAAAAAAUAAAUUAAUAAAUAAAUAAAAAAAAAACUCUGAGGACCCUUUGCUGUACAUGAGAUUAAAGUUUUGGUUUGGGGUCCAAGAGGCUGUUUGUCUGAUGCUGUCAGUGUGAAUGAGGUCAGUUUGGUUUGUAUGAGGUUUGCACUUUGCCAGAUGCACUAUUGUUAUUACAAUAUGUACAGAGGGAGCAUCAGAUAUGAUCAAGAGGGGGUUAAAAAAAAAAAAAAAAGGAAAAAGAGGCAUCUUUCACCAUAUUUUUAGACACUAUCUUUUUGGACUGAGACAAUGGGGGG
Molecule: messenger RNA, 5725 nt
Organism: Poecilia latipinna (sailfin molly)
Lineage: Eukaryota; Metazoa; Chordata; Actinopteri; Cyprinodontiformes; Poeciliidae
Product: disintegrin and metalloproteinase domain-containing protein 11-like
Exons: 25
Coding region: 658-3186 (842 amino acids)
Biological process (GO): proteolysis
Molecular function (GO): metalloendopeptidase activity
Source: RefSeq, a predicted model, not a curated record